UCUAAACAUCAUUGAAACUAAUAUGUCACAGAACUGGGCUGGUAUGCUAAACUGCUACGGCAUAGAAAUUGCUAGGGUGAAUAAUAUUAUUUGAUCCCCACCCAGAGCCAAAGCCAGACAAUAACAGACCCUAAAGAAACCACAGUACCAUAGUCCAAAGAGUGCACGGACUGUAGAAUAGGGUUGGGUAAUGCAAUAAAUUAUUAAUUGUUUAUAUGGUGCCUUUUAUCUCAUGAUGUCAAAGCACUUUACCGUGCUAAGGGGAAACUCACUUAAAGCACCACCAAUGUGUAGAAUUCGCCUGGGUGAAGCAGAGCUGCCAUUUUGCACCAGAAUGCCAAGCAUAAUUCACCUGAAGUCAAGAUGGAAAUUUACUUAGCCAAUUAAGCUGGGGGAGGAUUUAGAUGGCCAGGUUAGCAAUUUUCACAGGACCCUUUAAUGGCCAUAGUGCAUCAAGACCUCAUGUUUGGUGCACCUCCAUUGAAUGUGAAAUGUGCCUGUGUUCAGUUUCCUGGAAUAAGGACACACAUGAUGGCACAGAUCAUGGAUUUGCAUGAGGAAGUGUUGAAGCUGUGAGAUAUCUGUCUCCACAGUGAGCCGGAUAGAGAGUGGUGUAGCAUGGAUAGGGGGAUUUUAAAGAGCGUAAAAGAAAAGUGUGAUCGCAGGAAAUACAGCCUUAUAGGUCAGACAUGUUGAAAGAUGGGAGGGAAAAAUUAAGUGAGGGACAAAGACAGAAACAGACUGUCAGAAAAAGCACAGGAAAGCGUUUAUUUUAAUUAACGGAAUUGAACUUAAGAUCUUACAGGAUGACAUUAGUUUGGCAUUGAGUACUGAACCGUUUCCAAGUUGCUGUUGUUUGUAAGAGCAGCAAGUGGUCUUGUGAUAGAGGGAGUAAGGAAAGUAAAAAGAAGGAAAGAAAAAGGAAAGAUAGACUGAGUGAGGCAGUGAAAGAUGACAGAUAGGGGUCUCAUGGUCUACAGCCACCUGAUUUCCAGUCGGGAUAACGCACUUCUAUUCAAUCUGCUCGGACCAGAGUGCUCGGCCAUGGCAUCAGCAGUGGCUCAGGUGUUAGUGGCAUCCAUGGAGCCAGGGGGCCAUGGGGCCACCUGGAGGUGUGAAGGCACUGGGGUGGUGUGCCUGGUCAACGACCAGUCACUGAAGUCCUACUUUCUACGUCUCUACAGUGUCAAGAGAGCACAGUUGCUAUGGGAACAGGAGCUCUACACCCCCUUCAGAUACUCGGCACCCCGCCCCUUCUUUCACACCUUCCCUGCAGAUGAGUUUCAGGCAGGCCUGAAUUUUGCAGAUGAAGAGGAGGCAGAAAGAUUUCUCUCCGCAGUCGAGACACAGAUCAAAAGCACCCAGCAUAAGGGGAGAAAGUCAUUUGAUGGCUUGCAUGAAAACACUCAAGACUCUCCAAGUUGUUCAGCACAGAUGACCCUCGCCCACAACCUGAAGCCCUCCUCGGGACAGUUCUUCUGCCUCGUGGACCGUGCCAGCAAAAACCCAGAGAAAAGCUUUGAUGUAAAUACCCUUGACCCAGCCCAACAGAAGCUCUUUGCGAAGGCAGAGGUCAGUGAAACCAAUCAGAAGAGCAAACGGGUCUCCAGAAUCCACACCAUGGCCGAGCGCCAGGGCGGACUGGAGACGGUGCAGAAGGAUUCCCAGGUAUCUCAACCUCAGAGGCUUCCCAAAUGCAGACGUGCUUUUUCAAGCCUGGCCCUGAAGAAAGGCCCACUGCCUCCCCUCCCUGCACAGGCUGGGCUGCCUCCUGGGAGGGAACUCCGCUCUGUGACCCAAAAUAUCAGCAAUCUGGACUCCCGCAAGGGGCCCUUCUCAGCCACACCCCUCACCCAUGAUGCAAUUCCCCCUUCGCCUUCAAUGCCCGCACCCAGAAUUCCCCCAGGUCACCCUUCUCCAACCCAAUGGUCAGCUUCAAAUCGAUGAUCUGCCUAAUCUCGCCUGCUAAGUGUACUCAGGUAAUGGGAAGCAAUCCUGAGAUGAUGGGAUGCAUUUGCCCAGAUUCUUUGGGUGACCUAAUUCUAGCUGAAAAUGAAGGGACCCAUGGGGUACAGUGGGGUGGAUGGUAUGACCAAAAACAUACCAUUUUUCCAUGCUUGGGUGGUACAUGAUGCAUAUAGUGCCUCAAUAUGAUUAAUAAAGAGCAAAUCAAGAUAACAUG
Molecule: messenger RNA, 2182 nt
Organism: Anguilla anguilla (European eel)
Lineage: Eukaryota; Metazoa; Chordata; Actinopteri; Anguilliformes; Anguillidae
Product: neural Wiskott-Aldrich syndrome protein
Exons: 9
Coding region: 952-1947 (331 amino acids)
Biological process (GO): actin filament organization
Source: RefSeq, a predicted model, not a curated record